Molecule: messenger RNA, 1454 nt
Organism: Meloidogyne enterolobii
Lineage: Eukaryota; Metazoa; Nematoda; Chromadorea; Rhabditida; Meloidogynidae
Source: the annotation of a GenBank genome assembly
UUAAUUUUGAAAUUAAAAUGCCCAGUAUCAAUUCCUCUACAACUAACAACAUAGAAUAUCAAACUUAUAAUCGUUCAUUCUUUCCUUUUUCCCUCCUAAACAGAAUUUGUUCAACAAGGAUUUUAUUAUUUGCUCUUCCAUCUUCAUUAUUUUUAGCUCUUUUAGUAUUAAUAUCAUUUACAACACAAAUAAAUAUUGGAGAUACACUAGUUUCUGUUGGAUCUUCUCCAUUAAGAAUGACUAGAAAUAUUCAAGAAGAUCCAAAUAAUGUUAGAGGAUCAGAACGCCCGCUGCGUGUAAUGACUUUCAAUCUUUGGGUAUCUGGAGCCAAUGUAAAAGACGGACUUGAAAAGAUAGCAAAACAUAUAAAUAAAGUAAACCCGGACAUAGUGGCGCUUCAAGAAGUAAGGACUUUAGAAACAGCUGAAAAAUUAAUCGAACUUCUUGAACCAGCAAAAUGGCAAUAUCGUCAACAUCCAUUAGUUUUAUAUCCAGACACUGCAAUUCUAACAAAGCACCAAUUUAUCGAUGAUCAACAAUAUUUACAUUUACAGUUUGUUGUUAAACAAAAUAUUUCUUCAGAUUAUUCCUUACAAAAACGACAAAAUGAAGAUGAAGAAUCUAAAAAUUCUAGUACAAAUCCUAGUAUAACAACAUAUGGUAUGGGAGCAUCUAUUUGGUUAAAAGAAGAUGAUCCAGAAAAGAAGCAUCUGAUUAAUUUUGUAAGUCUGCAUUUAGAUUGGCGAGCGUAUGGUCCUUAUGCGGCAAACAAUAAAAAAGUGAAUGAAACUACACAAAUUAUGGCUGGUGAACGUAACAAUCAAGGAUAUGGAAGAGCACAAAACAUUGAACAACUUCUUGGCAAUGAAAUCUUUAAAAGAUACAUGAAAAAUGCUGAAACACAACCACUUAUUGUAGCAGGUGAUUUCAAUUCACCUUCGCAUUUGGACUGGGUCGAGGAGACAAAAGAUAUUCAUGGUGGUUGGACCUUUGAAUGGCCAGCAACAAAAUUAAUUAUGGAUGCUGGAUUAAACGAUUCAUUUCGUGCUCUCUAUCCAGACCCAAUUAAAGAACCAGGAAUAACUUGGUCAACAGUACAAAAAACUAGUGGACCAGAUUGGGAUUGGACUAUUCCAGAACCACAAGAUCGAAUAGAUUUUAUUUUUUAUAAACCUAAUGAGCAUUUUUGGCCUACAAAUUCACAAAUAUAUUCUGGUAAAGAAAUAUUAAAACCGAUGCCUGAGCAUUACAAUAAUGAUUGGCCAUCUGAUCACUUUGCAGUUAUUAGUGAAUUUGUAAUAAAUUUUAAAGUUGAAAAGAAGAAAGAUAAGACAAAGGAAGAAGGUGAAGAAAUGGAAGAAAAAACUAAUUAUUAUUAUGAAAAAAAUAAUGAAAACAAUUCAGAUAGCGCUUUAACUUUAAUUAAUAGCCCAGAAAUGACAAAUUUUUCUUAA